AUGCAAUCAUUUGUACAGUUUUCCAUCAAUUUCUCAGCCUUAAAUCCUCUCCACAAUGAUUUUAACACGAAACCCAGAAUAUUUAAGUUAAAAUUUUCGCAACCCAUAAAUUACUAUUCUCUUUCGAGAACAAAGAUUGAAUCUUUGCGCAAAGACGGGUUAAAGAUAGGAGCUUUGAGGGAGAGAGUGUCGUUCUUCGGAGUGAGCCGGGGUAAAAAUGGGAUUUUAUCGAAGACGGGAAGGGUUUUUGUGGCGAGAUUCAAUAAAGGCUUUAAUAGUAUUGGGGGAGGAGGCGGAGGCGGCGGCGGUGGCGGGAAGGUUAACAGCGAAACUGCAAGAGUUCUGGGGAAUCUUGCUUUGGCAAUUCUAUUGACUUACCUCUCUAUGACUGGGCAAUUGGGUUGGCUUCUUGAUGCUAUUGUGUCCCUUUGGGUAUUGCUCUCUUUCUUUUCUAUCUCAGAUAUGGUUUCUUUUUUCUUGUAUCAGAAUUUGACAUACGCAAAUGAAUGUGAACUAUAG
This is a messenger RNA of Fraxinus pennsylvanica, 519 nucleotides long. The record is from the annotation of a GenBank genome assembly. Lineage: Eukaryota; Viridiplantae; Streptophyta; Magnoliopsida; Lamiales; Oleaceae.